GAGAUGACAUUGCUGCUUGUUUUGCUGCAACGCUGAAUUCGGGGUUUAGGACACGAUUUGAAGUCCGACGUUGUUCUCAGCUUCGGAGACUGCUGCUAUUUCGUCUGGUAUUGAGUAGAUAAGAGAAUUUUGUUUCAAUUUCAUAUUGGUGGAAAUAUCGACGGUUUGAAGGGACAGUAACAAUGGUACGCGGUGUUGGAAUUGUGGUGCUGGUGUGGUGUGUUGCAACUAGUUCUUCAGACUCGAUGGUUUUUUGGAUGGAGUGAUUUUGGAUCGUGCUUUUUCACGCCGUCGUUCCGACUUCGUUGACCGAUUCUAGGUGAAGAAGAAAACAGCACGGCAGAAGAUUCGCGAGAAGAAUUUAAAGAAGGAAACGAGAGAUGAAGAUCCCAUGGUUCAAGAUGCAGCGAGUGAGUGGAGUAGUGAAGCUGGAGGAACCUCGGCGUCUGAGCGAGCUAGUGUGAAGAGGAAGAUGGCCAAACAAAUCCGAUUCUUGAAUAAAUUGGAGGAAACGCAACGGGUUUUGUCUGCUCAGAAAAAAAAUUUUAAGAAAAAACGGAAAUCACAGAAAACUGGAAGGGCGUUGAACGAUCUUUCUUCACUCUCAGAGUUUUUGCCUUCUAUCACUGCCUCAACUACUACCACUACAUCUUCAAAGGUCCUUCGAAGCAAAGCAAAGCAAACCAUUGUAACGAACGAGACAAAGCAGCUUGCUGCUGUUCUUUCGCACCCACAAUUUAAAGCAAACCCGUUUGCCGCCAUCCAACAGCACCUCACCACCACACUCCCUCCGCCACUUCCAGUGCCCAAUGUGAAGGUUACGGCAAAAGCUGGUUCUAAGAAAAAGAAGUAACUAGUAUUUUCUUCAUUGUGUACAAUUUACAUUUUAAUUACCGUGACUAAUUUCCAUCCCUGGGCUUUUUCUGUCGUAGUCCCCAGUGGCGAGAUUUUUGGAAAUUGAAGAAGCCACAGUGAAGUCCUGAGUUUUAGCAUUUCUUAGAACGUACUUCUCUCUUGGGGAAUUCAAUGUUGGCAGAAUUGUCAUGUCAUCUGAUUCUUUUGCGGAUAGCCAGCUUUCGUUAUCCAUCUACUAUCAGAUCUUGUCAGUUUAUGAGCAAUACUUAUCAGUUGAGCUUAGAGUGGAUUUCUGACAAAUGCCUCUUCUUUGUCCUCCAUCUGUAGCCUAAAUGAACUUUACCUAGCAGUUUGAGUUGGUUUGAGUA
Physcomitrium patens is the source of this 1223-nucleotide messenger RNA. RefSeq lists its product as uncharacterized. NCBI's taxonomy places the organism in Eukaryota, Viridiplantae, Streptophyta, Bryopsida, Funariales, Funariaceae. Gene Ontology annotation, biological process: maturation of SSU-rRNA from tricistronic rRNA transcript (SSU-rRNA, 5.8S rRNA, LSU-rRNA). The record is from RefSeq and is a predicted model, not a curated record. Gene Ontology annotation, cellular component: 90S preribosome; preribosome, small subunit precursor; nucleolus.